AUGCCCAAGAUAUGUCCACCAAAUGACACACCCUAUCCCGACCACUUCCCUCCUGAAUCUAUGGAUGGCCACACCAUCAAUAUGUUCCCAGCCAACUGUGACAGCGAGAAUGCUGAGAUCACGUCUGUGCCUCCAUCUGCCUCUGCCUCUGUCUCUAUAUCUACCUCUUCCGCAACAUUGUCGAUGGAGAAGCCACCCAUCCGUGUCAUACUUGGCAGUCCUAUCUUUGCCAAGUACGCUCUUGUCGGUCGACACACGACAGUGUACAAUGCAACGGCAGAAAAUUUGCCGACGUGUGCACCCGGCACUCCUCUCGUGGUCAAAUUUUCUCAGCAAGUGCACACCCGCCUCAAGGAGCAGGAUCUGCUGAAUGCCACUCGUGCAGCCAGGGUCAAAAAUUUAUCCAGCCUCCGUCUUGCGAGAGACCUGUGGUCACUGAGCGAAGGCUUCCGUGGACUUUUCUGCGAGGAAGAGCCAGUAAACUACGAGAGGCGUGUUCUGCGCGCGCCCAUCUUUACAAACUUCAACAAUAUCAUGGUGCUCAGAGACGAGCCGGACGGCAAGCCGUUGUUCAUCCUCAAUGACUUUGACCUGGCCACUUGCGCAACGGUAGAUGGAAAGCUCAAGGGGGGCCCAAUAUCAAAGCAUCGCACUGGAACACUCCCAUUUAUGUCGUACGAGCUCCUGCACGACAUGUGGUCUACUUAUGAGGUCGUGCGCAAACUGUCCAGAGACAGUCCCUUGGUACCCGCGCGUCAUCACCUGCGGUUCGACUAUGAGUUGCUGUUGUACAUUGCCCUGUGGUGCGCAUUCAAGUGCGAGAAACUGCGGUUCACCGAAGCCAGGAACGUGAUCAAUGCCCAGGUAGAGCAGUGGGAGAUCAUGGGCCCUAACUCCUUAAGGGAGAUGCCGUUGUCCCCUCCCUUUGAACCAUGGCUCCUGUUCUUCGAGGCAUGGACGGACGCCGUCCAGCCAGCUGACCACCUGCUGCAGAGGGCAAACUACUGA
Phanerochaete carnosa HHB-10118-sp is the source of this 1008-nucleotide messenger RNA. RefSeq lists its product as uncharacterized. The record is from RefSeq and is a predicted model, not a curated record. The transcript is spliced from 3 exons. NCBI's taxonomy places the organism in Eukaryota, Fungi, Basidiomycota, Agaricomycetes, Polyporales, Phanerochaetaceae. The coding region runs from base 1 to 1008 and encodes 335 amino acids.